UUCCUAGUAGUUUGUAACGCUGGUUUCGUAUCAGAUCGGCGGAACUAUCUGGAAAGUUAAUAAGGGGCUGUUUAAGGGACUAUGCAGCCUGGCUUCCUUUUUUUUUCUACGGCCGGGCAACUAUCCCCUCUGUAGCAUUGCUUUUGGGGCAUCUACGCCAGUAAGGGGCUACUCCAAUCUCCUUUAAGGUCCAAAAGGCUCUGGUUGGGGCUUUGAAAUCAGGACCGAACCUCCCAUUCUCAUGGAGACGAGCUCGGAUCUGGUGCGUAGAUCAACACUGCAUGAGGCCCAAAGGGGAAGGUGCAUGUCACGUGAUUUGGCCGAGCUAGGAAUCCGACAGCAGAUUUGGCAGUCACAACGCAGACUGGGAUAUACGCCGGGUCCCAAGUGCAUUUUUCGAAAACCUAAAACGGAGCACACAGUGCUCAGGGCUUGGUUUGCGGGGAAAUAUUACCCCACGUGGAAGACAAUACAUACAUCAGCUUUCCGAGGUUGGAAAAACUGCCCGAAAACCCCUCGGAAAAUGCUCGAAAAACUCUCGGAAAUGGCUACGAAUAAGUUAUGAGUAACUUAGGGAGCAAAGAUGGAAUUUGGGCCAUUCGAGAAGGAUAACAGGGC
Molecule: messenger RNA, 618 nt
Organism: Babjeviella inositovora NRRL Y-12698
Lineage: Eukaryota; Fungi; Ascomycota; Pichiomycetes; Serinales
Exons: 1
Coding region: 242-565 (107 amino acids)
Source: RefSeq, a predicted model, not a curated record